UCUUUUGGUGUAACAUUUCAAAGUGGUGUGGUUGAGUGAUGAAGCAUGACUAGUCAAAAUCAAACGUUGGUUCCUUUUGGGUACAACGAAUCUGAUCAGAUUUAAGUACACCCCGAGAUAUCAACCUCACGUAAAAAAAGAAAAAAGUAGAAAGAGGGUUAGAACAACUUAACACAGAUGGGUCAAAAUCAAAACAUGUUGUUCAGCUUUCCAUUUUCGUAGUGGGAUUCUUCUCUUCUUGCUUUCUCCAGUGUCAUGAAGAAGAGUUCUUCAUCAUCAUUCCAGAACUUGGGAUCUUUCCCAAGUCCAGGGGCACCCUAUUAUAGGGAGAGAAACAUUAGGAGCCAAAAGGGUUGGUGCUCAGAGAGAGUUUCAAAUUCAAAGCUUUCAACUAGUGCUAGUAGCAUAAGCAGAAGACACACUAUGGCAGGGUUAAUAACAACACCCUUUUGUGGUGGAAGAACACUGCCAUCUAAAUGGGAUGAAGCUGAGAGGUGGAUUUGUAGCCCAGUUUCUGCGUAUGCUGAGAGCAGAAGUUGUUCACAUGCACAGCUUCAGCGAAGGCCAAAGUCAAUAAGUGGCCCUAUUGUGCCUCCUGGUGUGGCUUCUUUCUACUCAAAUCAGGGUUUGGUUGUGAGAAACUUGGUGGUGGGUUCACCCUUCUCAACUGGGGUGUUGGCACCUGUUGCUGUUUCUGUUCACCACUUUGAUGCACAUGAUGGCAAUGUUUUUGGCUAUGACUUGGACAGUGGAAUGCAGUUUUCUAGGCCUGGGAUCAAUGAGAAUGGCGUGGUGCUUUCUUCUUUGUCCAGUGCUGAACCCACGUGCUCUGAACAGCCCUGUGACCAAUCAUCUCCCAUCUCUCAAGAUGAGAAACAAGGAGCGAUGAAUGAGGAAAACGUAGCAUCUCAUUCCUCAAGGUGUGACAAAGGUACCCAAAUGAGUCUAGGAGAGGCAGAGAAUGAUUCACAUUCAUCUCCUAAAUCUUGUGCCACUUCAGUUGUGGAACAACAAGAAUGGCAUUCUCCUAAAUUAGAGGUCAGAGAUGUGGAAGUCGACAGCCAAUCUACAAUUAUAAGGUGGUCCAAGAGGCAUGCAACCAAAUUGCCCAAAAAAGACACUUUACACAGCAAAGAUUCAAGAGAGAUUAGGGAAGAAGACCAAGCAUCAUGGGAUAUUGAUGAGCCAAACAUUGACACUUCCAAGUUACAGAGAGAGGAAGCCAAAAUCAUCGCAUGGGAGAAUUUGCAGAAAGCAAAGGCUGAAACUGCAAUACGGAAACUUGAGAUGAAAUUGGAAAAGAAGAGAUCGUCAUCAAUGGAUAAGAUUCUAAACAAGCUGAGAAGGGCACAGUUGAAAGCUGAAAAUAUGAGAAGCUCAUUACCUGUACAACAGGGCCAGGAGGUUUCCAAGUGCACAGUAUUUUCGUUCUCCAAAUAUGCUCAGAUAUGGUCUCCAACCACUUGCUUCAGAAGCCAUGAUCAGUGAAGGAUCCUAUGUAAAAUCCCUCAAUUCAUUGAGGUUUUUUUACCACUUUAUAAAAGAAAAUACUACAUUGUCUUGAUGACAGACAAUUCCACGCAAUUGGCAUGUGUUAGAAAGCCUUACACCAUUAUUUGCACCUAGGUACCUAUGUAUUAUUCUGUGUAUAUAAGAAAGCACAAUGGUUGUGACGAACUUUUUUCCUUUUUCUUUUAUAAACAUUUUUUUUCUCUCGUUUUCUUUAUGAACACACCAAGUACUCGUAGAUGGUGAUUGAGGAUAAAUUAUUGCAUUGUCUAAA
Molecule: messenger RNA, 1783 nt
Organism: Glycine soja
Lineage: Eukaryota; Viridiplantae; Streptophyta; Magnoliopsida; Fabales; Fabaceae
Exons: 4
Coding region: 256-1488 (410 amino acids)
Source: RefSeq, a predicted model, not a curated record